Tricharina praecox is the source of this 598-nucleotide messenger RNA. RefSeq lists its product as uncharacterized. The coding region runs from base 164 to 466 and encodes 100 amino acids. The record is from RefSeq and is a predicted model, not a curated record. NCBI's taxonomy places the organism in Eukaryota, Fungi, Ascomycota, Pezizomycetes, Pezizales, Pyronemataceae. The transcript has a single exon.
CAUAAGCCGCCGUCGCCGUCGCCUAGGCCACCGCGAACCGAUGAUGUGUUUCACACACAUCGGCGGAAUCAUUUCGACUACGAUACUAUCAACCAAUCUUUCCUGCGCCCUCUGCUGACGGUAACUGUAAAGUUAUCAGGUAUGUAGCACCGCACCGACGACCAUGCUUUUCAUAUUCGAGGCUCGAUAUCGAUUGCUGAUUCAACAGUUCGGAAUGGUGCUUCCGAACUUCGUUAGCAACGGGGUAGGAGACGCGGAGGGGACUCCAUUCAUGGAGUAUGGAACGAUGCUGCAGAUCGAUUCCAUACAAGUUUAUGCAGACGGUCACAGCCAUAUCUGGACGGUCGGCGAUCCAAGUUUAGGAUCAAGAAGUGGGGCUACCGGGAUGAUUACCUCAUCGCUAAAGUCGAACGAGUCGACGAUUUCCCUCUUGCCGACGAGGAAGCAUUCGAACAGUCAUGCCUAGGAAUUUCCCAGGGACAUCCGCGACGUUGGCGAGAUCACUGAGCUCUCCGGAUGCGACUACCUCUCCAUCUCCCCCAACCUCCUCGAGGAGCUCUUCAACAGCGAGGGCUCCGUGCCCAAGAAGUUGUCGUCC